Messenger RNA from Zalophus californianus (California sea lion), 1506 nucleotides. It is a transcript of the gene ZNF488, whose product is annotated as zinc finger protein 488. Bases 278 to 1249 code for a protein of 323 amino acids. The record is from RefSeq and is a predicted model, not a curated record. Lineage: Eukaryota; Metazoa; Chordata; Mammalia; Carnivora; Otariidae. Gene Ontology annotation, cellular component: nucleus. The transcript has 2 exons. Gene Ontology annotation, biological process: regulation of DNA-templated transcription.
GUGCCACCUCACAUAUGGCCGUGAGUGUCUUUCCUCCAAGACUUGAGCACCUCCAGGGCAAAGUGGAGGCUGGUCUACCUGAGUAGGUCCAGCAGGUUGGCACAAGAGGACAGUUGACAGUGUCCUGUGGUCCAAGUGUGCUGGCGCAGCCAACAGGGGAGCGCUCCAGUCUCACGGCUCCUCCCUGGGUCAAGCCCUCCGGAACACCAAAGCCCCUGAAGACUGACAGCUGUUGGAGCAUCCACCUUGGCAGCUGGCUCACACCCUGCUGGUUAGCAUGGCUGCUGGGAAGGGUGCUGUGCGGAGCUCUUCAGCUGAAAACAGUUGGCGGCUUAGUGAAGCCGACCAUGGCAGGGGUUGCAAGCCAGUGCUGCUGGAGAAAACCAACCACCUGGGCUCUGAGGCUGCCACAGGUGGUGGGGGCCAGCAUGAGGCCUGUGCUGAGCUGGUGCUGUCAGCAACCCCAGGCAAACUCAGACUGGGAAAGCCAAUGGCCCAGAAGGUGUGCUGGGAACAGGGGCAGAGUGCCUUCACGGAGGUGCCUCGGCUCAAGAAGAGGCUGGAGGGUACACAGGCCAAGGAGAGGGAGCACGGUAACCCCACAGGACAGCCUGUCCCCCAGCAGCUGACACAGGAGAUCCCCAGGGAUCCAGCUGGCAGCAAGGUCUUCUCUUGGCCCAGCGGAGCCCAAGGGGAACCGAGAAGCGCCUUCAGCAAACCAGCCAGGUGUCCAACAGGGAGACCUGGGCCAACCUCUGUCUUCCAGGCAGAGGGACACGCAGAUGCCCUUGGGGAGCUGUUGGGACUCAUCAACACGGUAGAUGUCCCUUGUUGGGGUCAACUUUCAAAUUCUAAGUUUUUGGUGGGUGAUUUCUGGAACCUGCAAAUGUUGCCACAAAAUGUUCCCAUCUGCAGUGCUUUCAUGGGUGCCCCCACACUGUGGCUAAAGCAUGCCACUGGCCAGAUACCCACACCCUCAUCAUCCUCCUCUCCUGCCUCUUGGGCUCUGCUGCGACCCACGUUCACCUCCCUGGGCCUGUCCACCCAGAACUGGUGUGCAAAGUGCAACCUGUCCUUUCGCCUGACCUCCGACCUGGUCUUCCACAUGCGGUCCCACCACAAAAAGGAGCAUGCAGGGCCUGACCUACAUUCUAAGAAGCUGAGGGAAGAGGCCCUCACAUGUCCCAUUUGCCAUGAAUACUUCCGGGAGCGCCACCAUCUGUCUCGGCACAUGACUUCUCACAGUUAGCCGGUGACCGUGGAGCAAACCUGUAGGGGCAGCUUCUAAGAUUUGGCAAUGAGCCGGAGAUGGCUUGCCGGUAUUUCCUUUGAAAAAGCUGGUCAGAGUUGUCUGCAGGGCUGUCUGCAUUGGAGUUCAUACACGAACACCUUGGUCAUCAUUUGAAAAAGAGAGCCCUCAGCUGUGAUGUGUUUUGAUGGAAAUAAAGUCAUGCAAUAAAAUGAUAUGCUUUGUUAACCUAGGGCAUUGGGACUAUGAAGCAUGAA